UCCACAAAGACUCUUUGCAAUCAAGGCUACAAAAUGACUAGCCAUUCUCAGGGAAUCCAGCAGCUUCUGCAGGCAGAAAAGCGUGCCAAGGACAAGCUUGAAGAAGCCAAAAAAAGAAAAGGAAAGAGAUUGAAGCAAGCCAAGGAAGAAGCCACAGCUGAGAUAGACCACUACAGGCUCCAGAGGGAAAAGGAUUUCAGACAGAAGCAGUCCAAUAUAAUGGGAUCUCAAGGUAACCUAUCAACAAAAGUAGAUGAAGAAACCAUAGCAAAGAUCCAGAACCUCGAUAGUAACUACCACAGGAACCUGGAGAGUGUGUUGGGACAUAUCUUGAACAAAGUGUAUGACUUCAAUCCUGAACUCCACCCAAAUUAUGUAUAUACACUUUAAAUCCUGUGUUGAAAUGAGUUUUAUUUUUAUUUUUGAAGAAAAUAAUGCCAGCCCUCCUGUUAGGCAGAGUGAAAGAGCUUGAUUCAUUUGGGAUUCAGGGAUACCAUUUUCUUGAGGUACCAUUGUAGGGUAGUAUAUUGUCAAUUACUGUAUUUUAACACCAGCAUGUAUUGGGCUGGAAGCCAUUUGGAUUUUCUUCUUCUGACACCAAAACUGUCAUGAGCUGUCUCUGAGCAGAAGGCAUUUCUUUCCCUGAAUUUGUUGUUUUCUGUAUUCCACUGCAUAUGUAGCUAUAAUCACUAAGCCAAGAGUAUGUUGGUAUGCCUAAGAUAUGUGAUGUGACCAGUUCCUCAAAGGUUUCACACAACUAUUUGUCAACAUGGGCUUCCCCCACCACCACCAUUAAAAGAAAACCCUGUAGCAAAGAAAUUGUUGAUUAAUUAUUGGGGGGGGGGGGUUGGGAGAAACAGAAGAAGUAAUUCUUUGACACCAGCAGCUUUUAAGUGGGUGUCUUAUACUUUUUUUGCUUAUGUUCUCUACUCCUUAAAAAGUCUUCUGUUCAUGUGACUUGGAAAUCUGCUUGUCACAAUAUGUGGAAUGUUUAAGAUAACCAUGUAUGUAAUAAAAUAGUACAGAGAUAUUAUUAGACCUAAAAUUAAAGCCUUUGCUUCUAAUGUGGUACAUACAGGAGAGGCAACAAUUCUACACACUGAACAGUUUUAAAACUGGGUACUUUUAUAGUACUGAAAUGGGGUAUGUGUCAGGAGCCAACUUUAGUAGUCUUCAAACAGUGAUAUUAAGGUUACUAGGUGUGCCUCUGGAGAUGAAUUUAGUCUCUGCUAAAUACACCUUAAAGAGCAUCAGCAUGUUGUAGUUUGAGCAUUGGACUACAGCUCUGGUGACCAUAGUUUGAAUCCCUGCUUAGCCAUGGA
Molecule: messenger RNA, 1322 nt
Organism: Sceloporus undulatus (fence lizard)
Lineage: Eukaryota; Metazoa; Chordata; Lepidosauria; Squamata; Phrynosomatidae
Gene: ATP6V1G3
Product: ATPase H+ transporting V1 subunit G3
Exons: 3
Coding region: 34-390 (118 amino acids)
Biological process (GO): proton transmembrane transport
Cellular component (GO): vacuolar proton-transporting V-type ATPase complex
Molecular function (GO): proton-transporting ATPase activity, rotational mechanism
Source: RefSeq, a predicted model, not a curated record